AUUUGACAUGUACAUUAAUAUAGCUUUUCGCUGUGAAAGCUUUACCGGGAAAAUAAAGAAGAAAACAGACGGGUGAAACAGAAAGCAUGAAUAACAAUUACAUGCGUCAGAGGAGGCGGUCCUAUAGUGACGAAAAACGGCCACGAUCUGAUCAUCUGCCCCUCAGAAAGUUUCCUAGAAAACGUCCAGAGUCACAAAGGGAUGAACAUUUUUUGAAAUGUUCCGAAAAGCGCAGUUCCAUUGAGUCUUUAAACGCUGUUUUUUCUGAUGUUGAUAGUGACGACUCGUUUCAGAAAGAGGUGGCUGAAAAAACACAAGUGUAUUUUAUCGUAAAGCAAGACGCAGAGAUCGAAGUCACGCUUGACAGAAUUAUUAAAAAGGAGGGCAGUAUUGACCGUGCAUUGCUGUACAUAGUAUCAAAAUUAGACCCAGAAAACAAAGUACAAAUGCUAAUCAAUAGCUUACUUCACCGUGGUGCUAACUCCUCUGCUAGCAACAAGGAUUUGUGGACACCAUUACACUAUGCCGUCAAGAAAAAGUAUAAAGGUGUCUGUUCUAAACUAUUGGAGCACCAAGCCUGGCCAAAUGCCCGUGACAAAAAAGGAGUUAUGCCUUAUACAAUUGCCUUCGAGGAUGUAAAUGACGACAUUGCUGCGAUGCUUAUUACACACAUGAGUAAUGAUUAUGUCAGAAAGAUACACACCGGUAAUGGGAAUGCGUCAGCAGAAUUUAGUUUUCAUACUCUCCUGGACAAAAAAAUGGAGAACACAGUCAUGGCCAUUUUGGAUUGCAUGAUAGACCCAGUCAGCCCCAGCGGUGAUGUUUGUGUUUAUUAUAAUGUUCUAGAAGCAGAUGAAAGUGGACGAGUUCCGAAGGAUUCAAAUUUCAAUCCACGAUCAAAGUCUGGUCUUCAAAAAAUAGCAAAGAGUGGGAAUAAAACUUUAGUCUACCAUGAUGUUGUUCGUUUACUCAUACGCAGGAAGUGGAAAGAAUAUGCUAGACUCCGUUUUCUAAUUAACUCGAUGUUCUAUCUGUUUUCCCUAAUAACCCUUACAUUUUCCGCCAUUGUUGCCAGUUCUACAUCUGAUCCAUCAGUUUACGAUAACUCCUUUUUGCAAAUUGCGCGCGCAUUAUGCGAAGUUUGGUCGCUUGGAAUGGCCAUCCUUGUCCUUUUUUCAGAAUUAAAUCAACUGCGUAAACACCGAUUGGAAUAUUGGCAGGAUGCUUUUAACUAUGUUGAUCUUUCAUCGUCCAUUUUGAUAAUUCUGAUACUGCCACUACGAUUUACCCAAACGUCCGAGCAAUGGUUUGUUUUCUCAGUUGCAUAUCUCUUGUGGACGAUGAGAAUUUUCAAAUAUGCUGCUGUUUUUAGACAAACGGGAGCCUAUGCCCAGAUAUUAUGGAGGAUUCUUAGGAACGACAUUUUCCAGUUUACCACAUUCUUUCUAUUCAUUCUCUUGGCCUUCAGUGGUUGUCUUCUGUUGUCACUUCGUGGAGAAGGCUCAUUAAAACAAUUUCGUGAAAGCAGUUCCUUUUGGUCAAUCCUAUUUCUUGGUGUAAGGAUUCUUAUAGAGGCUGAGAGAAUUAUAGAUUAUACUGAACUUCAGACUAUGAGUCUUAUCAUCAUGGCGGUAUUUUUGUUUACAAUCUGCGUCCUUCUUCUAAACAUUCUGAUAGCUCAACUCAGUGACACUUACCAAAAUGUCCAACAAGAUGCUCAGAGGGGGGUAGAGGUCGACAGGGCCUGGAUUGUUGCUAGGGUCGAACUAAAUAGUCUUCUUUUUGGGAAGGGACAUAGAAUAACACAUUACAAAGAAAGUGAAAACAUACAUGAUAUAAGAGAUGUGCUAGAAAAAUGGGAAUGUCCUCCACUGAACGAAAUCAACAAGGGUAUUCAAAAUAUAUUCGAAGAUCUUGGUUCUCACAAAAUAAACCUUUUGACAAUUAAAAAAAGAGUGGCAAGACAAGAAGCGACCUUGUCUAAAAUACAAAUCAGUCUGGAUAAGCUUUUGGAACUGGAGGAAAAGAGACAAAGGCAAAAUCUCCGACAUUCAUUUACCUUUUAGAUAUGAACCUUUAAAGCCCUGAUUAUUUAUACUAUUUUCCGUGUGAUAAAACAUUCGUUCUUCUU
Messenger RNA from Saccostrea cuccullata (small rock oyster), 2131 nucleotides. RefSeq lists its product as uncharacterized. Gene Ontology annotation, cellular component: plasma membrane. Lineage: Eukaryota; Metazoa; Mollusca; Bivalvia; Ostreida; Ostreidae. The coding region runs from base 87 to 2066 and encodes 659 amino acids. The transcript is spliced from 15 exons. Gene Ontology annotation, molecular function: protein binding; calcium channel activity. The record is from RefSeq and is a predicted model, not a curated record. Gene Ontology annotation, biological process: calcium ion import across plasma membrane.